AUGGAUGAUAACGUCGAGACAUUUACCGAUCUAUCGCAACAACUUGUUGUAGUUCAACACGAGUGGAAUGAUAUGGACAUGGGCACAAUGCAAGCCGAAGCCAUCGAGGAUCUAAAGCAAGUUGCUGGUACUUAUGGUCUAGCUGAUGAUCCGCAAACAAUCUUAUUUAUUGAUUUAAUAGCUUCCGCAACACAUUAUGCAUCGACACGAUUUACAACCCGGUUCAAACAUUAUCUUAAAAUGAUAAAUAUUACUCAACAACUUGCGAGAGAAAUAGAAAAAGAAACAAAAGAAUUUAAAGAUAUUGCUUCGGCAUUUGAUCAAAUACUACGUAAAUUUAUCGAUGAAGUCGUUGAAAUUCAACGCGAAGCUGCUGUCUUACUUCCGUUAUUGAAACAAGUAUCAAACCAUUUAGGAUUAAUUCAGAAAAUUCUAUCAUCAUUUAGCACAGAUACACCUGGGGCGGUUGAAACGUUGGAUAAUGGAAAAAUUAUUGCAAUCAAAAUAUCUGUAAGGCGAUUAGGUGAUAGAGCACGUGAUUUUCAUUAUAGAGCUCAAAGUAAAAGAAAUGAAAUAUCACUAUUAAAAACGAAAAUACAUUUAUUACAUAACAAAGUGGAAGAAAAGAAGAAUGUUACUGAUAAACGGAUGCAUUUCCUUACCGUGGGUACUAUAGGUGGCGCGGUAGGCGGUGCAAUAGGAGGAAGUGUAGCCGGUGGUGCUAUUGGUGGAACGGCUCUUGGUAGUGCAGGCGCAUUAGUUAUUGCAGGAUCCGCGUUUCCGCCGGUUGGUGCUGUAUUUAUAAUGAUUGGCGUAGGAGCCAUUAGCAUUGGUGGUAUUUUGGCUCUUAUUCAAUUUAUUCGACGACGAAAAUUUCGAAAAUAUCAAGAGACAGCACAAAAAUAUUUAGAAUGUAUUUCGGCUGGUUUAGAUGAUAUGUCACGUCAUACGGAUGAAAUUUCGCAAUUAUUGAGUAAAACAUCGGAAAAAUCAAUGGCUGUCUCAUUAGACAUGGAGAAUAUCGAAGAUAGCUUGUUGAGUCCGGCGCAUGCUGAAAUGAACUCUGGUAUUUGUCAAAAAGCAAACCAAUCAACAAAGGAAACAAUUGAAUGUCUUGAACACAUAUGCGAUUUUAAAUGGUACAAUAUUUUAGAGAAUCAUCGUCAGGCGAUUUUGCCCCUGACAUAA
Didymodactylos carnosus is the source of this 1188-nucleotide messenger RNA. NCBI's taxonomy places the organism in Eukaryota, Metazoa, Rotifera, Eurotatoria, Philodinida, Philodinidae. The record is from the annotation of a GenBank genome assembly.